Molecule: messenger RNA, 915 nt
Organism: Mytilus californianus (California mussel)
Lineage: Eukaryota; Metazoa; Mollusca; Bivalvia; Mytilida; Mytilidae
Product: UDP-glucuronosyltransferase 2A1-like
Exons: 2
Coding region: 1-915 (304 amino acids)
Molecular function (GO): UDP-glycosyltransferase activity
Source: RefSeq, a predicted model, not a curated record
AUGGCAUAUAAACUAGAUCUGCCAUUUGUCUCUUUUGGUGCCUUCAUAGAUCCAACCUUAAAUAGAGUUCCAUUGAACCCAGCUUUCACGCCAACAUUUUUUUCCGAUUUCAAUGAUAAGAUGACAUUCUUGGAGAGAGUUUGGAAUACACUCCGAUACAUUUUUUUAGUUGCUAGACCUGCAGCUCCAACGUUGGAGAAUUUGGCAGUCAAGUAUGUCCCAGAAAAACCAGCCAUCUCUAAUCAAGAAGCAAAACAAAAAGCUAUGCUUUAUAUACAUGACAGUGACAUUCUAUUUGAUUAUCCACAACCAUUUCCUCCAAAUGUAAUACUUUGUGGCGGUCUUGCUGCACAUCCGUCAAAAAAAGUAUCAAAAAAACUUGACACAUUUGCAUCAUCAAACAAAGGCUUGGUAGUUGUUUCUUUUGGUAGUAUUUUCAAAACAUUUCCGAAUAAUACCUUCGGGAAAAUGAUUGAAGCUUUUAAACAAAUAUCUGAUCUUAACUUUGUGAUUCGACAAGGAGAUACAGAGGAGACAACAGACAAUAUUUUGAGACUUCCAUGGAUCCCGCAGAACGAUUUACUCGGUCAUCCCCGUACCGUUUUAUUUAUAACUCAUUGCGGUAGGAGUGGAAGUAUGGAGGCUAUCUACCACGGAAUCCCUGUUAUUACAUUUCCCUUAAGUAUUGACCAACCUUACAAUGCAGCUGUUAUGGAAGACAAAGGUUAUGGUAUCAAGAUGGAUUUACAUGAUUUUUCUACUGAGGAAUUAAUUGCCAAUAUUAAACAAGUAGCUUUUACCGAUAAGUAUAAGCGUAAUAUUAAGCAAGCAUCGGACAUAUUCCACAGUCGCCCACAAACUCCUGCAGAAAGGGCAGCUUAUCAUAUCGAUUUAGUUGCCAAGCAUGCAAGAUGA